UCUGGACCUCGGAGUCCAGUUCUUAGCCCCGGUCCUGACACCUCUUUGCUGGAUUCAGUUUUGCUGGAUUUUGGUCUCUAUCAUUCAUCCACUUCAGGACUUCUAUAUUUGUCAUUGUUCAUUUGGCAACUGUUUGAUUUAGUCCUGGGGAUUACUUGGUUGACUCCAGAUCAGAACAGGAUUUCUGAGCCCUAUGAAUGACAUGCUGUUCACACCUUAGCAUUUCCAGGCAGAAAAUUGCAGUGGACAGUGAGUUAGGAGGCACCAUGAUGGCUUUACCUUUCUACCAGAAACAUCAUGAACACUAUGACCGUGCAUACCGCCACAAAGAGCUGCAAUCCACUCUGAGCCAGUACCAAAAGGAGGAGAAGCGUAAAUCUGCUGUCUACAGUCAUGGGUCUACAGCCUACACUCGUGGAUCUGCCGCCUACCGCCAUGGGUCUGCAGCAGCCUAUAGUCAUGAGUCUGCAGCAGCCUACAGUCAUGGAUCAGCAGCCUAUGGUCACGAGUCUGCAGCCUACAGUCAUGGAUCUGCAGCCUACAGUCAUGGAUCUGCAGCUCACAGUAGGAGGUCUGCUGCCUACAGUCUUGGAUCAGAAUCCCUCAGUAAGAUGUCUUCAGGCUAUGAUCAUGAAUCUGCAGCUCACAGUAGGAGGGCUGCUGCCUACAGUCUUGGAUCAGAAUCCCUCAGUAAGAUGUCUGCAGCCUAUGAUCAUGAAUCUGCAGCUCUAAGUAGGAGGUCUGCUGCCUACAGUCUUGGAUCUGAAGCCUACAGUCACGGACUAAAAGAUUCCAAUAUAAUGAUAGAAGAUCGAUCCUAUAAGUUGAGUCCCAAAGCAAAGAGGGCAAAGCAGAGUUUAUUCUCUGAGGAGAAAGAAAAUAAAGCCAUUGACUAUGUAGUACCAGUGUUCACAGGACGUCAGGUGUAUGUCAGCGGGAUUACAGAUACAGAACAGGAAAGAAUUAAGGAAAGUGCUGCAUACAUUGCCAGAAGGAACCUCUUUGCUACAGGCGAAGGAAUUAGUGCAACUAGAGCAGCCACUUCAUCCUCUACAGAAGAGCAGCAUGAAAAGAAGUCAAGGAAAGUAGCAAUACGAGAGUCAGCUGAACGUCUGGCCCUGAAGAAAACGUUAGAAGAGACUGAGGAAUUUCACAGAAAGCUGAAUGAAGAUAAACUUUUACACGCUCCUGAGUUUGUUAUCAAGCCUCGUUCCCAUACUGUCUGGGAGAAACAGAAUGUCAAAUUACAUUGUACUGUGACUGGCUGGCCAGAACCCCGUCUUACAUGGUACAAAAACAAUGUGCCCAUCAAUGUGCAUACUCACCCUGGCAAGUAUAUCAUUGAAAGUCGAUAUGGGAUGCACUCACUGGAGAUUAACAAAUGUGAUUUUGAAGACACCGCUCAGUAUCGAGCUUCUGCCAUGAAUGUUAAAGGAGAACUUUCAGCUUAUGCUUCCCUUGUGGUAAAGAGAUAUAAGGGAGAGUUUGAUGAAAGUUGUUUUCAUGCUGGAACUGUUACCAUGCCUCUCAGCUUUGGUGUUACCCCCCAGGGCUAUGCUUCCAAGUUUGAAAUCCACUUUGUUGACAAGUUUGAGGUAUCCUUUGGAAGAGAAGGAGAGACAAUGAGUCUGGGUUGUACAGUUAUCAUUCAUCCCGACAUUAAGCGCUUCCACCCAGAGAUCCAGUGGUACAGGAAUGGUGUUCUUAUUACACCAUCCAAGUGGGUCCAGAUGCAUUGGAGUGGGGAGCGGGCUACGUUAACCUUUGCUCAUGCUAACAAGGAGGAUGAAGGUCUUUACACUCUUCGUGUGGUCAUGGGGGACUACUAUGAACAGUACAGUGCUUAUGUCUUCGUUCGAGAUGCAGAUGCUGAAAUGCCAGGAGCCCCAGCUUCGCCACUGGAUGUGGAGUGCUUGGAUGCUAACAAAGAUUAUGUCAUCAUCUCCUGGAAACAACCUGCUGUUGAUGGAGGAAGCCCCGUCCUUGGAUACUUUAUUGAUAAAUGUGAGGUUGGCACCACUCGCUGGUCACAAUGCAAUGAGACUCCGGUGAAGUUUGCUCGUUUCCCUGUCACGGGUUUGAUAGAAGGUCGCUCCUAUAUAUUCCGAGUCCGGGCUGUGAAUAAAGCUGGAAUAAGCAUACCAUCCCGGGUUUCGGAGCCUGUGGCAGCUCUGGAUCCCGCUGACAGAGCUAGGCUUAGAAGUCAUCCUUCCGCUCCCUGGACAGGACAGAUUAUUGUCACUGAGGAAGAACCUGCAGAGGGUGUUGUUCCUGGCCCGCCUUCAGACCUCCAUGUUAUUGAAGCCACCAAGAACUAUGUUGUGCUCAGCUGGAAACCCCCUGGAGAACGGGGUCAUGAGGGUGUCAUGUACUUUGUGGAAAAGUGUACUGCAGGCACAGAGAACUGGCAGAGAGUGAACUCUGAGAUCCCUGUAAAGUCUCCUCGCUUUGCUGUUUUUGACUUGGCUGAAGGGAAAUCUUACCGUUUCCGUGUUCGCUGUUGUAAUUCAGCUGGCAUUGGUGAGCCCUCAGAAGCAACUGAAGCUACUGUGGUGGGUGACAAACUUGAUAUUCCCAAAGCCCCAGGCCGUAUUAUACCAACCAGGAAUACAGAUACCUCAGUGGUUGUCACUUGGACAGAAUCUAAAGAUGCCAAGGAGUUGGUUGGGUACUACGUAGAAGCAAGCAUAGCUGGAUCUGGCCAUUGGGAACCAAGCAAUAACAAUCCAGUGAAAGGCACAAGAUUCAUUUGCCAUGGACUCCUCACUGGUGAGAACUACAUUUUCCGAGUCAGAGCUGUUAAUGCAGCUGGACUCAGUGAAUAUUCACAGGAAUCAGAGGCUAUUGAAGUCAAAGCAGCCAUUGGGGGAGGAUUGCUUCAUGGUGUGUGUCCUGAACUGAGUGGUAAAGCUGGUGGACUAACAGACUACACUGCCUCCUGGGAAGGCAUGCAUGAGUCCUCCCAGCCUAUCUUUGACACAGAUGCUUUGCUAAAAUGCAAUGCUAAAUUUAACAGACACGUGCUACCCAGUAGCUCUGAUAAGCUGGGGCGUACAGGAUUCAGUGAAGUAAGAGAAAUGGUUAAGAAUGUUCCUACACCUUCACCACAGAAGGGAGCUGCUAAGCAGGCAAGUAAGACUCAACCUGGGGACCCUUUGGCAUUGGAGAAAAUGAAAGAGAAGAAAGAUAUAGCUGCCCCAUCUCCACCUUAUGACAUCACUGUACUUGAAAGUGUUCAUGACUCAAUAGUGCUGGGAUGGAAACAGCCUAAAAUCAUUGGCGGAGCUGAAAUUACUGGCUACUAUGUGAACUAUCGUGAAGUGAUUGAUGGAGUUCCUGGAAAAUGGAACGAGGCCAACAUUAAACCAGUUAGUGAAAGGGCCUACAGGAUUCACAAUUUGAAGGAAAACAUGGUAUACCAAUUCCAAGUGGCUGCUGCUAACCUAGCUGGGGUCGGCACACCCUCCCCACCUACUCGAUCCUUCAAAUGUGAAGAAUGGACCAUUGCUGUUCCAGGACCGCCCCAUGAUCUCUUAUGCACUGAAGUUAGAAAAGACUCUUUGGUUUUACUGUGGAAACCACCAGUUUAUAUUGGCCGUAAUCCUAUAACUGGUUACUAUGUUGAUGUGAAGGAAACAGAAGCAACAGACGAACAUUGGAGGAGUGUCAAUGAGAAGCCAAUUGCAAAUAAAUUCUUAAAGGUCAGUGGCCUAAAGGAAGGUGUCAGCUAUCUAUUCCGGGUGCGAGCAACAAAUCAGGCUGGUGUCGGGAAACCUUCUGAUACUACUGACCCUGUCAUAGCAGAAACACGACCAGGAACUAAAGAAAUGGAAGUAGAUGUGGAUGAUAAUGGAGUCAUUUCCCUGAACUUUGAAUGCGACCAGAUGUCUCCAGACUCUAAGUUUGUCUGGUCCAAGAAUUAUGAACCAAUUGAGGAUGAAUCUCGAUUAGCCUUUGAUGCCAAAGGUGGAAAGUCAAAAGCUGCUUUUAAAGAUCUUGGGGAAGAUGAUUUGGGCAUUUACUCUUGUGCUGUCACAGAUACUGAUGGAGUUUCAUCAAGCUACACAAUAGACGAGGAAGAGAUGAAACGCCUCCUCGCUCUCAGCCAUGAGCACAAAUUCCCAACUGUCCCACUUAAGUCUGAGUUAGCAGCUGAACUUCUGGAGAAGGGACAAGUGCGAUUCUGGCUGCAGGCUGAAAAGCUGUCUGGCAAUGCAAAGGUCAACUUUGUAUUUAAUGACAAGGAAAUUGUUAAUGGAGAGAAAUAUAAGAUGAAGGUGGACCAUAAUACUGGCCUUAUUGAAAUGAUCAUGGAUAAAAUUGAGGACAAUGAUGAAGGGACUUAUACCUUCCAACUUCAGGAUGGAAAAGCAACGAACCAAUCCAGUCUUGUCCUUAUUGGUGAUGUGUUCAAGAAGCUACAGAACGAAGCAGACUUUCAGAGGCAAGAGUGGUUCAGGAAACAAGGUCCUCAUUUUGUUGAGUAUCUGGGAUGGGAAGUUACCGCUGAUUGCAAUGUGUUGUUGAAAUGCAAGGUGGCUAAUAUUAAGAAGGAAACGCACAUUGUUUGGUACAAAGAUGGGAGGGAGAUAAUGGUGGAUGAGGAGCAUGACUUUAAGGAUGGCGUAUGUACUCUGCUGAUAUCAGAGUUUUCCAAGAAAGAUGCUGGUAUUUAUGAAGUAAUACUGAAGGAUGACAGAGGAAAGGACAAAAGCAAACUGAAGCUUGUGGAAGCAGCUUUUGCAGAUCUGAUGAAUGAAGUGUGCAGAAAGAUUGCUGUAUCUGCAACAGAACUGAAAAUCCAGAGCACGGCAGAGGGUAUCAGAUUAUUCUCUUUUGUUAAUUAUUACUUGGAAGAUCUGCAAGUGAGCUGGUUACACAAUGAUGCCAAGAUUAAGUAUACAGACAGAGUUAAGACUGGUGUUACUGGGGAGCAGAUCUGGUUACAGAUCAGUGAGCCAACUCCACAGGACAAGGGCAAAUAUAUAAUGGAGCUCUUUGAUGGUAAAACUACACAUACGAGGAAGCUGGAUCUCUCUGGACAAGCUUUUGAUGAAGCCUGUAUUGAAUUCCAAAGAUUAAAACAAGCUGCUGUUGCAGAAAAAAAUCGUGCCCGGAUACUUGGAGGUUUGCCCGACGUUGUCACCAUCCAGGAAGGCAAGGCGCUUAAUCUUACUUGCAAUGUCUGGGGAGAUCCUGUCCCAGAGGUCACGUGGCUGAAGAAUGAGAAACCGUUGACAGCAGAUGCCCACUGCAUCCUGAAAUAUGAAUCUGGAAAAAGCGCCAGCUUCACUAUGACUGGGGUCAACACAAUCGACUCUGGGAGAUACGGCAUUUUGGUGAAAAACAAAUACGGCACAGAAAUAAGUGAUUUCACUGUGAUUGUGACUCCUGCGAUGGCACAGAUUGGCAUGGUUAUGCAUGAUGCUGAUGUGCAGGGACCUAAUCUAAAUACAAUGACUAUAGCUAAAAGGAAAAAAGCAACUGCCACAAAUAAUUAUCACAAUGAACGGGAGAAAGAAGAUUUUGUUAAGCCACAUGUAGAAGAGAUUAUUGCUACAGAAGAGACACCUGAUCCAAAUGAAAUCCUGAUUGUGGAAGAGGGAGAUGAUCGAGAUGGAAGCGGGCAAGCAGCAAAGGAGGGUGAUGUGAAGUCAACAGUACCAGAAAUAAUUCUUCAUCCCCCAGGAAGCUUGAUUAGACAGGGAGAGAAAUCAGUGGAAACAAACACUUGAAUAAAACUAUGAUGUUACUGUAUGUGUGUAACGAUGAUUUUAUUAUGAAAUAGAUAUCGAUCUUGUGUUGAACUUGCAUGGGAUUUAGCAUCUCCAUAAUAUGUUUAUAGAAAGACCUCCUAAUUCUGCUUAUUACCCUUGUAAUGGCUUCACAUGCAAUGGGUUGUAGGUUUUUUUAGUGUACAUUCACAUCUUAAUAUCAUUGAUUAAAUACAUUGCAGUAUUCUUUAGAAUGUAUCUGGCUGUCCAGUGAUUCAGGCUUUGAUAAAAUGAUUCUAUGCAAUGGCACAAUCACAGGCGUGUUAGAACACCUUAUGAUAUAUCUUGUCAAGAAGCAUCAUAUUUACUACUCUGCAAAAGACACACAUUGUAUAGAGCUAUGUAGAAGGGUUAGACCAAUGCAUACUAAUCAUCAUGCUUUACAGCAUUACAAUAUUCAUACAUAAGUCAGUGAUUCAAGUUUGUGCUAAGGAAUCUCAGAUCUUUGGCUACUUAGCUAUCUUUGCAUAAAAAUGGCAGAAGUUGAAAAGUGGAUGCCUAGAAGCAAGGUGAAAAGAACAAUAUCGCAUUCAAAAUGUCUUCUGUUGAUUUGUAACACAAGCUUAAUCAUUUUUAACGUGUGUGUGUGUGUGUGUGUGUGUGUGUGGUUACUGGUAUUUGGAUAACUCAUACCUUUUAAUUUUGUACAUUUCUAUGGAAUGUUUUUAAAUUGAUUUUAAGACCCUCAAGGCCAAAUUCUACUUGCUUUACCUAGGGGAGUCCUCUGGGAUUUCCUCUGAUAGUUCAGAGGAUUAUUAUCCAAUUAAAAGAAUUAGGCUCAUAACAUAUUUCCAGGGUAUAAGCUCUAUGACAAAUUUUGGAAUAUGGCAAAACAUAAAUGCCAGCCAUUUUUAAUGAAAUUGUACAGAAAUAUAUUCAAGAAAGAAAAGUUUAAAAUGUUUAAAUCAUUUGCUGAUACUUUGAUGCUUCUUAUUGAACAGGGAUCCAAUGGCCCCAUGUAGCUCCCAUUAAAAACAAUGGUGAGUCCUAGUGACUUAAAUGGUAGUUAAAUUGGGCCCUGUUUUGGAGGCAAUUUGAGUAAGUUUUCACUCAGGCAAUGCUAACAACUUUCCUGUAAACAAGGUGGAUGUCAUCAGACAAACCAGAACUUGAACAACUUAGGAUGACCCAUACAGAGUGAUUCAUUCUGAGAGACAGCUAAUUGCCAGUAGAUGCUAAACAGGGGGCGGCUCUAGGUAUUUUGCCGC
Mauremys reevesii (Reeves's turtle) is the source of this 6982-nucleotide messenger RNA. RefSeq names its product myomesin 1 (gene MYOM1). The transcript is spliced from 41 exons. Bases 198 to 5735 code for a protein of 1845 amino acids. The record is from RefSeq and is a predicted model, not a curated record. Gene Ontology annotation, molecular function: protein binding. NCBI's taxonomy places the organism in Eukaryota, Metazoa, Chordata, Testudines, Geoemydidae.